This is a messenger RNA of Tachyglossus aculeatus (Australian echidna), 2466 nucleotides long. RefSeq names its product glucokinase (gene GCK). Lineage: Eukaryota; Metazoa; Chordata; Mammalia; Monotremata; Tachyglossidae. Bases 1 to 2466 code for a protein of 821 amino acids. Gene Ontology annotation, cellular component: cytosol; mitochondrion. Gene Ontology annotation, molecular function: fructokinase activity; glucokinase activity; D-glucose binding. Gene Ontology annotation, biological process: regulation of insulin secretion; intracellular glucose homeostasis; glucose 6-phosphate metabolic process. The transcript is spliced from 19 exons. The record is from RefSeq and is a predicted model, not a curated record.
AUGAUUCCCACCAGAGGGAGCCCAUUCCGAUCGAUCAGUCGAUCGACUGACAUCGUCGUGAACUCGUCCCCCAGCCCCAGAGCAGCCCCUCCGCAGUGCCGCUGGAUUAGGAUGCUGUCAUCCUGGCUGCAUCUCAUCAUCAGAGCGGAAGACUCCAUUGGGUUUGAUGGCACCCCUCGGAGGAUAGUUACUCUACGGCAUCGGACAGCAGCUGGAGUGGGAGAGGACCGGCCUCCGAGCCCAGGGUCGGGGACCCUCGGAGGGGGAAAGGACGAGAUCAUCCGGGAGAGGAAGAAUCGGAACGAUUCUGCGGGCGACUCGCGGUGCAGGGGUGGGGCACUGGGCAGCUGCCCAGAUGCUGGACCACAGAACCAGGAUGGACAGCUCCAAGAAGGAGAAGGGAAAGCUACCUUUAUGCUGUUCCCCUGCUUGCGUCUACAUCCCGACGACCCGUCUGUGAUGUGCCCUAACCUGUGGGAGAUGGGAGGAAUCCAGGUUUACCCUGGACAUCUUCGGGAUAAUUCCCUGGCAUGGGAUGCCUCAGAUGGAGGAUCAGUAAAAACCGUCUCCCCGCGGUGCCCGCCGAAAUCGCGUGGCGACCCCAGUGACACUAUCCAGUGCAGGGAGGAGAACCGGGGGCAAACCCCGGUGUUGAGGGGUGCCACCACCCCACCCCCAACACCCUUCCCGGGCGGAAUGUUCCCCAGGCCCUGCCCGAGCCCGUUUUCCCAUUCCAUCAUCCAGGAUCCAGAGAGCCUCUGCCCCCUGGAAGACCGCAGGUUAGGAGCCCCCGUGGCUGCUACUUUGGAGAGCCCAGGAGCAGGGAGCCGUCGCAGGCUGGUGACCAAAAGCCUGGGGGAGCCCUCAAAUUUGUCACAGCCCCUGUCUAGGGGCAAAUGGUGGCUCAAGACAAGUCUCUGGAGUCUAGCAAGGCGGGCAGCCUGCCAACACAAAUCAGACCCUCAGAACACCGACCCUGCUUGCAAGAAGCACCGGGCCCUGUGGUGGGCUACCGAAGACGUGAUGGCAAUCGCCAUCUGCUCGGAACAGGGUGCAUACCCUGCUUUCUUGCAUGGAUUUGCUACAGCCCUGUACCAAGGCAGGGGAAUGGAAGUGGAGCAGAUCCUGUCGGAGUUCCGGCUGCAGGAGGAGGACCUGAAGAAGGUGAUGCGGAGGAUGCAGAAGGAGAUGGACCGGGGGUUGCGGCUGGAGACCCACGAGGAAGCCAGCGUGAAGAUGCUGCCCACCUACGUGCGAUCCACCCCGGAUGGCUCAGAGGUUGGGGAUUUCCUCUCUCUGGAUCUGGGGGGCACGAAUUUGCGCGUGAUGCUGGUGAAGGUGGGGGAAGGCGAGGAGGGGCAGUGGAGUGUGAAGACAAAGCACCAGCUGUAUUCCAUCCCCACGGAUGCCAUGACAGGCACGGCAGAAAUGCUCUUCGAUUUCGUCUCCGAGUGCAUCUCGGAUUUCCUGGACAAACACCACAUGAAACACAAAAAGCUGCCUCUGGGCUUCACGUUCUCCUUCCCCGUGCGACACGAGGACAUCGACAAGGGAAUCCUUCUCAACUGGACGAAGGGCUUCAAGGCAUCGGGUGCCGAAGGGAACAACAUCGUUGGACUUUUGCGAGACGCCAUCAAAAGGCGAGGGGACUUUGAGAUGGAUGUGGUAGCUAUGAUCAAUGACACCGUGGCAACCAUGAUUUCCUGUUACUACGAGGAUCGCCAGUGUGAGGUUGGCAUGAUCGUAGGCACGGGGUGCAACGCCUGCUACAUGGAGGAGAUGCACAACGUAGAGCUGGUGGAGGGGGACGAGGGCCGGAUGUGUGUCAACACGGAAUGGGGGGCCUUCGGGGCUGCGGGCGAGCUGGACGACUUCCUGCUGGAGUACGACCGGGUAGUGGACGAGACCUCCCUGAACCCUGGUCAGCAGCUCUAUGAGAAGAUUAUCGGCGGGAAGUACAUGGGCGAGAUCGUGCGGUUGGUACUGCUGAGGCUGGUGGAUGAGAACCUGCUGUUCAGCGGGGAGGCUUCCGAGAAGCUGAGGACCCGAGGGGCCUUCGAGACCCGCUUCGUCUCCCAGGUUGAGAGCGCCUGCGGAGAUCGUAAGCAGAUCUACAACCUCCUGAGCACCCUGGGGCUGCGGCCCUCGCCCGCGGACUGCGACAUCGUGCGCCUGGCCUGCGAGAGCGUCUCCACACGUGCCGCCCAGAUGUGCUCGGCCGGGCUGGCCGGCGUCAUCAACCGCAUGCGGGAGAGCCGCCUGGGGGAACUCCCGCGAAUCACCGUGGGCGUGGACGGCUCCGUCUACAAGCUGCACCCCAGUUUCAAAGAGCGUUUCCACGCCAGCGUGCGGCAGCUGGCACCCUGCUGCGAAAUCACCUUCAUCCAGUCCGAGGAGGGCAGCGGCCGGGGCGCGGCCCUCGUGUCCGCCGUGGCCUGCAAGAAGGCCUGCAUGCUCGCCCAGUGA